This is a messenger RNA of Pezoporus flaviventris, 3742 nucleotides long. RefSeq names its product RNA sensor RIG-I (gene RIGI). The record is from RefSeq and is a predicted model, not a curated record. The coding region runs from base 126 to 2918 and encodes 930 amino acids. Lineage: Eukaryota; Metazoa; Chordata; Aves; Psittaciformes; Psittacidae. Gene Ontology annotation, cellular component: cytoplasm. The transcript has 18 exons. Gene Ontology annotation, molecular function: zinc ion binding; single-stranded RNA binding; ATP binding.
CUCCGUGCUCCCGGGGACUUCCUCUCGCUGCGCUCCGGCUCUCCCGUGCAGGGCAGGAGCGGUCUCCGAGACCCCGCCACCCCUCACGCAGCCGGUGCUGGUGCCAGUGCGAAGCCGGCCCUGCCAUGACGGCGGAGGAGAAAAGGAACCUGCAAUGCUACAGGCGGUACAUCGAGAAGAGCCUGAACCCCGUGUACAUCCUGGGCAACAUGACGGCCUGGCUGUCGGACGAGGAGAAGGAGCGGGUCCGUAAGGAGGAGGAGAAGGGUGUGACGGCGGCCGCCGCACUGUUCUUGGAUACCAUCCUGCUGCUGGAGGCGGAGGGCUGGCUCCGGGGCUUCCUGGAUGCCCUGGUUGCAGCAGGUUACACUGGGCUGGCAGAAGCAAUUGAAAACUGGGACUUCAGCAAGCUGGAAAAACUGGAGUUGCACAGACAGAUGUUGAAGCGGAUAGAAGCAACUAUGCUAGAAGUUGAUCCAGUAGCACUCAUGCCUUACAUAAACACGUGCCUGAUAGAAAGGGAGUGUGAUGAGAUCCUGCAGAUUAGCGAAUACAGAAGCAAAGCAGCUGGGAUAACUAAACUCAUUGAAUGUCUCUGUCGAUCAGAUAAGGAAAACUGGCCAAAAAGCCUUCAGCUGGCACUGGAUAACACAGGAUAUUACAAUGCAAGUGAACUGUGGGAUAUGAGAGAAGAUAAUGGCAAAGACGUUGAUGGUGAAAUGACAGAUGCCUUUAAGAACAGAUUUGAAACCACAGUGACAUUUUCUGAAGAGGCAGAAUGUGAUAAUAAUCUCAGUGAAAAUCUCUGUUCAGGUUCAGAAGAGGUCUGUCAGUCUUCACCUGUUUAUGAACCAAUGAAGGCUCGGAGCUACCAGACUGAACUUGCACAGCCUGCUAUAAAUGGGUAUAACACAUUGAUAUGUGCCCCCACAGGAUCUGGGAAAACUUUUGUGGCACUGAUGAUUUGUGAACACCAUUUCCAAAACAUGCCCUCAGGACGAAAGCCAAAAGUUGUCUUUCUUGCAAUCAAACUGCCAGUGUAUGAACAACAGAAAAAUGUUUUCAAGCAGCACUUUGAAAGAAGUGGAUAUUCUGUUCAAGGAAUUAGUGGUGAAACAGUUGCAAAUGUCUCUGUAGAAAAGGUUAUACAGGACAGCGACAUCAUUGUGCUAACACCCCAGAUUCUUGUGAAUAGCAUUGAGGAAGGGAUCCUUAGCUCCCUCUCCAUCUUCACUCUGAUGAUAUUUGAUGAGUGCCACAACACUAUGGGCAACCACCCUUACAAUGUGUUAAUGACCAGAUACCUGGAACAAAAAUUUGACUCCCCUGCAAGUCAACUACCUCAGAUUGUAGGUUUAACUGCUUCUGUUGGAGUUGGUAAUGCCAAGACCAUCAAGGAAACAAUAGAGUAUGUCUGUACUGUCUGCGCCAACCUUGAUGUACAGGCCAUAUCUACUGUCAGAGAGAACAAACAGGAUCUGCAGAGAUUUGGAAACAGGCCAGAAAUACAUGUCAGAUGGGUGAAAAUGAGAGCUAAAAAUCACUUUGCAGAGAUUAUCUCAGGCCUGAUGUCUGAGACAGAGGAGUUGAUGAGAAAGAAUUACUCAGUAGCAGAUGCUAUCUCCCAGAUCAACAAGAAUGAUUUUGGAACACAGAGAUAUGAACAGUGGAUAGUUACCACUCAGAAGAAAUGCAGACUACUGCAACUGGCAGAUAAGGAGAAGGAGAGCAACAUUUGUAGAGACCUUUUCAUUUUCACUGAACACCUGCGUAAAUUCAAUGAUGCUCUCAUCAUCAGUGAAGAUACCCGCAUUGAAGAUGCUUUAGUCUACCUAACUGAUUUUUUCAGAAAUGUCAGAAAUGGACCAUAUACAGAGUUAGAGAAGCAGCUUACAGCCAGAUUUCAAGAGAAAGAACCAAAACUGUCUGCCCUUUCAAAAGAUGAAUCAAAUGAGAAUCCCAAACUGGAAGAGCUUGCUUGUAUCCUGGAUGAAGCAUACCACUAUAACCCACAGACUCGCACUAUUCUCUUUGCUAAGACAAGAGCCUUAGUAGCUGCUUUGAAGAAGUGGAUAGAUGCAAACCCUCUAUUUAGCCACAUAAAGCCAGGUAUAUUGAUGGGUCAUGGAAGAAGAGAUCAAAAAACAGGUAUGACCCUCCCAAUGCAGAAGGGUGUGCUGGAUGCAUUCAGAACCAACAAAGAAACCAGACUGCUAAUUGCUACUUCUGUUGCUGAUGAAGGCAUUGAUAUUUCCGAGUGUAACCUUGUUGUGCUCUAUGAAUACUUUGGUAAUGUCACCAAAAUGAUCCAAGUCAGAGGUCGUGGAAGGGCUAAAGACAGCAAGUGCAUCCUCGUGACAAACAAAACAGAAGUGGUUGAGAAAGAGAAACACAACCGUUACAAGGAAGAAAUGAUGAAUGAAGCUGUUGAAAAGCUACAGAAUUGGGAUAAAAGAACAUUUGCAAGAAAGAUACAUGAUUUGCAAAUGAAGGAAAAGGUAUUACGGGAUUCCAGGAAGAAAGAAACGCGAUACAAGGUAGUGGAAGGAAAGAAAAAUCUUCUGUGUGGAAAAUGCAAAGUAUUUGCCUGCAGUACAGAUGACAUCAGAAUUAUAAAGGAAUCUCAUCACACUGUCCUAGGAGACGCAUUCAAGGAGCGGUAUAUAACAAAGCCUCACCAUAAACCAGUCCAGUUUGAUUGUUUUGAGAAAAAAAGCAAGAUGCAUUGCCAAAAUACUAACUGCCAGCAUGACUGGGGAAUCAUAGUGAAGUACAGGACAUUUGAUAAUCUACCAGUGAUCAAAAUCAAAAGCUUUGUAGUAGAGAACAUUGAAACCAAGACACAAAUGGAUUUUCAGAAAUGGAAAGAUAUUAAUUUUUCUCUGAAGAAUUUUGAUGCUGAAGAACUGUCCAGCUGAACUCAGCAUUUUAAUGCAUUUAUCAACCUACUGCACUAAGCUGAAGUAUGAGUAAAAAAGUUUUGUUCUUUAUGCCACCUUAUAUGCUCUGCCCCAUAUCAGCAUCUGGCUAAAAUAAAAAAAAAUGCUAGUAUGGUCACUAGAAAAAACUGCUAUCUAAUUAGAUGUUUCACUAGAAGGUUUAAUAUAAGUAGAGCCAGACUUGUGCCUAAGCCUCUAGAUCUUAAUCCUGCCGCUAUGAAGAGGUUAGUCUGAGAAAAACAAAAUCAAUUUGAAUGACUAACUAAACUUCUAAUGUCAGGUGACAGACUACAACUUCAAGCACUUCUAUGUGAAUCAGAAUUUGUUACCAGUGACUUCUGGUUGGAUCUAACCUCCAUGUAGACAACAUGGCUUAUGCAUGCUAAUAUUCCGGCUACUUUUAAUGCUUUAAGCAUCUUGGUAUAUAGAAAAUUGAGAGAAAAUGUCCAAUAACUUUUCUGUAAGGCUUAUACUGCAUCUUUCAAAUCCACCUUUAAUAGAGAAUUCUUCUGCAACACUGAGAAAUGCAGCAGGGCUUCAUGAAGCCCUCCUGGAGGACGCAUCUUCUGGAUUGAAAUGGUAGCAGUUUCCUUCCAUCACUGCAUGUUCAUCAGUUGCCACUGCACAUUUCAUGUAUGUAAAUUAUGUGUCUGAAAUAUAUGAAUCCUGAAGAAAACCACCUUGAAAUAGGAAACUAAGUAGGAGUCCAAAAUGUAUUUAACUGCCUAAACCCUAGUGAGACUUGUGGUGUUCUUUCAAAGUGUUACGUGGCAUUAAAGAGUAAACCAACUUUUUAAGCACUG